UCCACAAUCACACUCUCAUCACUCCCUUCUCUCCCACACCAAUGCAUCAACGUUACCACACAACACUCACAUACUAAGCGAGUGAGAGUGGCAUUCCCGUAAUAAUCUCAACGGUCCCACUCCCAAGUCAAAAACCAACAACCGAUCGACUCUCUUUCUUUUGUAAUCACUUUCGUUAUUUUUCUGUCUCACUUUUAUAUUGUAUCCGUUAAAACGCCACUCUUUUGAGUCUUUUCCAUUACCUUUUCAAUGCUUAUAACUAAUUUCCCAUAACACAAACAUUAACUCCAAAUCCAAACAAAACAACCAUGUCGGAUUCUACUACUCCUCUCAUGAGUUUGAAGGUGCUCAUUUUAGCAGGAAUUUUCCUCAUCAUCGUAAUAAUCAUCGUGCUUCUGAUAUUCCUCUGCUUUCGCGGGAACCGAAGCUGCAAGAAACGGAGGAUGUUACCGAAGCUACACAGCUCCGGCACCACUCCUCUGGUUUCGAAGGAGAUCGCGGUGGUUAGGGAGAUUGAUCUCACGCGCUCCAAUGAAAAACAGACGCGGAUUGAGAUUAUUGAAGAUGGUGAUGGUUUGAAGAAGGAAGCGGAGAUGAAGGUUGAAAUUGGAGUUGUUAGGAAAAGUGACGUGUCGUGUGGGACCUACAUGCAGGAGGAUCCAAACAUAGGGUGGGGUCGGUGGUAUAGUUUGAAGGAAGUGGAAAAUGCGACACGUGGAUUUGCGGAAGGGAAUGUGAUUGGUGAAGGAGGGUAUGGAGUUGUUUAUAGAGGUGUUUUGGAGGAUGGUUCUGUUGUUGCUGUCAAGAAUCUUCACAACAACAAGGGUGAAGCUGAGAAGGAGUUUAAAGUGGAGGUUGAAGCCAUUGGCAAAGUAAGGCAUAAGAAUUUAGUUCGUUUAGUAGGAUAUUCUGCAGAAGGUGCUAGAAGGAUGCUUGUUUAUGAAUAUGUUGAGAAUGGAAAUUUGGAGCAUUGGCUGCAUGGUAAUGUAGGACCAGUUAGUCCCUUGACAUGGGAGAUUCGAAUCAAGAUUGCAAUUGGGACUGCGAAAGGGCUAAGCUAUUUGCAUGAAGGCUUAGAACCCAAAGUUGUGCACAGAGAUAUAAAAUCCAGUAAUAUCCUCUUGGACAAAAAUUGGAAUGCGAAAGUUUCAGAUUUUGGACUUGCCAAGCUCUUAGGAUCUGAGAAAACUCAUGUAACAACGCGUGUGAUGGGGACAUUUGGAUAUGUUUCGCCUGAGUAUGCAAGCACGGGUAUGCUUAAUGAGCGUAGCGAUGUUUAUAGUUUUGGAGUUCUACUCAUGGAAAUAAUCACAGGAAGAAGCCCUAUUGAUUAUUCAAAACCCCCCGGAGAGAUGAAUUUGGUUGAUUGGUUUAAGGCAAUGGUAGCAAGUCGUCGCAGCGAUGAACUAGUUGAUCCUCUGAUUGAGAUUCCACCUUCUCCGAGAUCUCUGAAGCGAAUUUUACUGAUCUGUCUACGCUGUAUAGACUUGGAUGUCAUCAAGCGACCGAAGAUGGGUCAAAUUGUUCAUAUGCUUGAGUCAGACGAUUUCCCCUUUCGUUCUGAGCUACGUACAAUUAGGGACAAAGACUCUGUGCCUUCUCAAGCAGAUGUUUCCAUCAAAGUUCCAUAUCCUCGAAAGCAUAUAGAACCUGCGGAAAAAUCAAUGCCUAGAUGAUUGGUUUGUAAUCGAUAGUGCACUCGUGCAACUAAGCUUGUCAAAUUUAGUUGUUCUUAUGGUUUUCAUUAUGUUGUGAAAAAUGCGCGAGUCAUUGUGCAUAUCUUCUAUUCCUUUAGGUCAUUACACCUUUUGUGUUAGUAUAGUAUUGCUUUGGUAGAUAUGUUCCUCUGUAUAUCAAUUCCUUUUUGUCUGCAAACUCUGCAUGUUGACAUAUCUUUCUACACGUUCUGGUUUAGAGACUAACCUGCAAUUCCAAUUCUUUGCUGCACUAGAUAAAGAACAAACAACUUUAUUUGGAAGCCAUGUCCUAACAAAUUAGUAAGCAACCAUUUAUGGUUAGAGGUAGAUAUACUUUGCUCCAACAACUAUUUUAAGCUUGUUUGGUCUGAAAACACUUCAACUAAUUUACUUAAAAGUUAAGGUAUUGACAUUUUCUUUCUGUAAGCAUAUGGCAUGUUUCUCAUUAGACAACUCAGCACAUGAACUGGCUGUCAAAAUUUUGCGCCAUGACUCCCGGUUCUCCAAUUAAGCGGGUCUAACAUAGGACUGUGUAUUAAUUUAAUGAUAUGACUUGGUAUAUAUUAUUGAAUUUAAUUGGUAUACAUCGAUCAUGUAAAAAAAAUUUAUACCGUUAGUUAAUCGUGACGGUUAGAUUUU
Molecule: messenger RNA, 2336 nt
Organism: Vicia villosa (hairy vetch)
Lineage: Eukaryota; Viridiplantae; Streptophyta; Magnoliopsida; Fabales; Fabaceae
Product: probable receptor-like serine/threonine-protein kinase At4g34500
Exons: 7
Coding region: 309-1676 (455 amino acids)
Biological process (GO): protein phosphorylation
Molecular function (GO): ATP binding; protein kinase activity
Source: RefSeq, a predicted model, not a curated record